GCACCUACAUCGCUGCUAAUUGGAUAAACUUUGAAAUAUAUAAAUAUUAGUGAUUUUACAUAUAGCAGUUAUCUUUUUAAAUACUAAUCCAAAUGGCUUCUAAAGUAUUAAAUGUCACCGCUUCCCAGGCAACAGCGCUUAAGGGCGUUAUACGGAAUAGUAGUUAUGUUAUACCUGGACUGUACGAUUUAAGCACUGAAGAUACUAAUUGGGUUCUAACCUCUUCAUUUAUUAUAUUCACUAUGCAAACGGGUUUUGGUAUGCUUGAAUCUGGCUGUGUUUCGAUUAAAAAUGAAGUAAAUAUUAUGAUGAAAAAUGUAAUUGACAUUGUGCUUGGUGGUUUCACAUAUUGGCUAUUUGGAUAUGGUAUGAGUUACGGACGUGGACCUUUAACAAAUCCGUUUAUAGCAAUUGGAGAUUUUCUUUUGGAUCCACCAGUUGGUGAUCCUCUAAUGGGUCAAAUAUUUGCUGCAUUUUUAUUUCAAUUAUCAUUUGCUACUACGUCAACAACCAUUGUCAGUGGUGCCAUGGCAGAGCGUUGCAACUUUAAAUCCUACUGUUUAUUUUCAUUGCUGAACACUGCUGUCUAUUGCAUACCGGCUGGUUGGGUUUGGGGCGAACAUGGUUUUUUAAAUAAUUUAGGUGCUGUCGAUAUUGCUGGCAGUGGUCCUGUACAUUUAAUUGGUGGUGCUGCAGCUUUUGCGUCAGCUGCUAUGCUUGGUCCACGUUUAGGUCGUUAUGCUGAUGGCUAUGAUCCUCUACCACUAGGUAAUCCAGUAAAUGCUUGUAUGGGGUUAUUUGUAUUAUGGUGGGGUUGGUUAGCGUUUAAUUCAGGUAGUACCUAUGGUGUAAGUGGUGCCAAAUGGCAAUAUGCUGCCCGAGCAGCUGUUAUGACUAUGAUGGGAUCUUUUGGUGGUGGUAUCACAAGUUCAAUUUAUUCACUGUGGAGAAACGACGGUCGCUUGGAUAUUAUUGAUUUAAUCAAUGGUGUUCUUGGUUCAUUAGUUUCAAUAACAGCUGGAUGUUUUCUAUAUCGCGCUUGGGAAGCACUGAUUAUUGGCAUGCUAGGAGCGUUACUUUGUGUUAUCGCUAUGCCACUUUUCGAUCGCUUAGGCGUGGAUGAUCCCGUUGGUGCUAGCGCUGUACACGGUGUCUGUGGAAUUUGGGGCGUUCUUGCUGUAGGGCUAUUCGCUGAUAAUCCAAUACCACUAGAAACUACAAAAGGACGCAAAGGUUUAUUCAAAGGUGGUGGUUGGUAUUUAAUCGGAAUACAAAGUCUUUCUGCGCUCUGUCUAGCCUGUUGGGGUAUAUGUUCAACAUUUUUUUUACUUUUUAUUAUAAACAGGAUAAUACCAAUACGCAUGGAUCCUAAUGAAGAGUUAUUGGGCGCCGAUUUGAUGGAACAUCGCAUAAGACAUUCUCAAAUUGGAUUGUCACGUGCUAUAUCUGCACUUGCACCUAUUAAAGUCAACUUGAAUGAAAUUGCUGGCAUACAACCAAUCGGUCUUAAUCCAGGUCAUGAAAAAAGUAUUGAUCAACUGCGUGCGGCAGACGAUAAAUUGCAGCAAUGGCAGUCCUACUUGAAUCAGGUAGCGCCAAGCAAAAAGAAACAAGUUCCCAAUUCUGAUGAUUUCGAUUUAAAAAAAUACACUAAAUCCGCACAGACCAAACCUGUUGGUAUUGGGAACCUUAUAACGCAAAAGCUAAAGACAUCUCACAUAAGACAGGCACCAGACAGAAAUAUACAUACAAAUAUUACUAGUAAUGGUCCUGAUUAUAAUGGAUUCAAUGUAGGCGGCACAUACAAAUUAAACAACAUAGAUUUACCAAUAAUAUCAACUAAACAAAUAGACAAAAAAGACAAUUUUGCAUGGAUCGAUUGAAAUAAAUUCAUAAUUGUUUAGAUAAAUGUUGUAACAAAGCUUUUAUUUUAUUUUAUUAAGUAAAGAAAUAGGUAGAUAAGGUACUCGCUCCCAACGGUAUGAACAUUACGAUCAUGACUGACAUUUUGCGCUGUAUUUCUAAAGCAAAGACUGUUGAUUUUAUUUUCGACCUCUUAGCAUUCAUAUUUUAGAUGGAAUGUUUUUAAAAUCUUUCAUGAUUCCAUUUUAUUUGUAUAUGUAAGGCUAUCACUUGGUGAUUAUAAAGAAUAAAACUUCGAAUGAUUGAAGUAACGUCAACCACAUAAACCCUAACUGUCCAUCUGUUAAGACGCCGAACACUAUAC
Messenger RNA from Teleopsis dalmanni, 2227 nucleotides. It is a transcript of the gene Amt, whose product is annotated as putative ammonium transporter 2. The transcript has 7 exons. Bases 93 to 1883 code for a protein of 596 amino acids. The record is from RefSeq and is a predicted model, not a curated record. Gene Ontology annotation, cellular component: membrane. NCBI's taxonomy places the organism in Eukaryota, Metazoa, Arthropoda, Insecta, Diptera, Diopsidae. Gene Ontology annotation, biological process: ammonium transmembrane transport; ammonium homeostasis. Gene Ontology annotation, molecular function: ammonium channel activity.